AUGGGUGGGGGGGCAUUCAGGAUGGCGAAUGGAAACGAGAGCAGCGAAGGGCCUGCUGGGCCGAUGGCAGCAGUGGCAGCUACAGCAGGAGACAUGGUAGCAGAGAGUCCAUCCUCAGCCGUCUCUACCUACAUCAAACUGGUACUGCUGGGGCUGAUCAUCUGCAUCAGCCUCGUGGGUAACCUGGUGGUGUCUCUGCUCGUACUGCGGGAUCGCGCCCUGCACAAGGCACCUUAUUACUUCCUGCUGGACUUGUGCCUGGCAGACACCAUCCGUUCAGCCAUCUGCUUCCCCUUUGUGCUGGUUUCUAUAAAGAACGGCUCAGCCUGGACCUACAGUGUGCUGAGCUGCAAGGUGGUGGCCUUCAUGGCAGUGCUCUUCUGCUUCCAUGCCGCCUUCAUGCUGUUCUGCAUCAGCGUGACACGCUACAUGGCCAUUGCGCACCACCGCUUUUACUCAAAGCGCAUGACAUUCUGGACAUGUGUGGCAGUGGUGUGCAUGGUGUGGACGCUGUCUGUGGCCAUGGCUUUCCCACCUGUUUUUGACGUGGGCACCUACAAGUUCAUUCGUGAAGAGGACCAGUGCAUCUUUGAGCAUCGCUACUUCAAGGCCAAUGACACGCUGGGCUUCAUGUUAAUGCUGGCUGUGCUCAUUUUAGCCACACACGUGGUCUACAUGAAGUUACUCCUCUUUGAAUACAAGCACCGCAAAAUGAAGCCGGUCCAGAUGGUGCCGGCCAUCAGUCAGAACUGGACCUUCCAUGGCCCAGGGGCCACUGGUCAAGCGGCAGCCAACUGGAUUGCAGGCUUUGGCAGGGGCCCGAUGCCCCCCACUUUGCUGGGAAUCCGGCAGAACUUGCACAACCAGAACCGGCGCCUGUUAGGCAUGGAGGAGUUCAAGGCAGAGAAGCAGCUCGGCAGGAUGUUCUAUGUGAUCACUCUGCUGUUCCUGGUGCUCUGGUCUCCCUACAUAGUGGCUUGCUAUUGGAGGGUGUUUGUCAAGGCUUGCACAAUACCACACCGGUACCUCUCCACCACCGUGUGGAUGAGUUUCGCUCAAGCCGGGGUCAACCCCAUUGUCUGUUUCUUCCUUAACAAAGACUUGAAGAAAGGGCUCCUUUCCAAUCUACCAGCCUGCUGCAGGACUAAACCUCAUCUGCCACGAGAGCCUUACUGCGUCAUGUAAGCAGAGAAGAUGAUGUAAACCAAGGGCCAAUCAACUGAUGUGUUGUGGGAGUGUUUUCUUGAGUUAUUGUGGUAUUUGAUUCUACACAAGCUACUUUCAAGCAAUGGGUGUAAACUAGUGAGUGUCAUGGUAAAAACACUGGAGUGGUAAGCAUGUAUCUCCAUCUACCAACCCAUUUUCACUCAGAACUACAGAAUAUGUGGAAUCAGACUUUUGAUAACCAGAAUACUAUAUUAGCAGAACAUGCAAAUAAUAAUGCUCAUUGUGGAAACCAAGCCAGACAAACAACCACCAACAAAUUACAUAAGCUGCUUCAUAAAGAAUGUCAAAGUGGAUUGAUAAGGAUGUCGUCAUGGUGAUGUAGAGAAUCCUAAAGAGGCUGGAUUAGUUAGAUAAUGUUGUUUGUGUGGCGACAGAGGAGAGACGAGGAAAGGAGGUAGAGAAAUGCAACAAAGAUUCCCAGAGUUGAACUUGAGACACUGCCGUUCAUGGUGUGCAUCUUAACCCCUCACAAACCUGUUUUAUUGGUCCUUAAUUUUUCAGCUCUUGACACCAUCAUUUGAUUCCAAGGAUCCGUGACCUUAACUUUUUAACAUUGAAUCCAUAGACACUCUGUUUGUGUUAUUCACCCACAUAGACACAAAGAAUCAAGUUUUUACUAUCAGUUCUCUUAACAAUUUUACAGUCAGUAGUCAGGUGAAAUUACAAAAGACAUUAUGUCAUAUGAGGCUUUAAAAUCAAAUCAUAGAAGCUGGGAGAAGUCAGGUUUGUGAGAACCAUGCUGGGGUCCUUCUACUCAGGGACCAGGGAGAUGGUUUAACCUGAUCCAACAUGAUGUGACUGUUUGUUUUGUUUGAAGUGAACACAUCAGGGACAGGAAAAUUUUCAUGUGUAUGAUGUAUUUUCUUUGUUGACCAGUUAUCCAUGUCUACUGUCUCAGACUGCGUCCACACUGCUAUGUUUUCAUUUUAAAAUUUCCUACGUUUUCUCUUCCGUCCACACAACUCCAGAGUUUUCAAGCACUGAAAACGAAGACAUUUGGAAACACUGAUGUUUUUUUUUGAAAACUCUGGUGUUGUGUUUUAUUUUGAAAACUCUAGGGUUGUGUUAGAAAACUGAUCUUUGGAAACGAUGGCGCCUCCUGAUUGGCUCUCAUCAGCCUCAACUACCAGUG
Molecule: messenger RNA, 2359 nt
Organism: Seriola dumerili (greater amberjack)
Lineage: Eukaryota; Metazoa; Chordata; Actinopteri; Carangiformes; Carangidae
Gene: gpr173
Product: probable G-protein coupled receptor 173
Exons: 1
Coding region: 1-1185 (394 amino acids)
Biological process (GO): G protein-coupled receptor signaling pathway
Cellular component (GO): plasma membrane
Molecular function (GO): G protein-coupled receptor activity
Source: RefSeq, a predicted model, not a curated record